AUGGCGUUCAGGGCGAAGGCAGACGUGCGUCUGGCAGGGUCCUGGCUGUCCCUGCGCUGGGCACACUCACUGGGCUCCAGAGCCACUCCCACCCCGAAGGCGAUGCUGCCCUUCGAAGCCAUACCCGAGUGUCCAGGAAACAGGUGGAUGAGGGUGCUGCAGAUCUGGAGGGAGCAGGGCUCCGAGAACCUUCACCUGGAGAUACAUCAGACCUUCCAGGAGCUGGGGCCGAUUUUCAGGUACCACAUGGGAGGGACACAAACGGUGUUUGUGAUGCUGCCCGAGGAUGUGAAGAGGCUGCAGCAGGUGGAGAGCCACCACCCAAGGCGGGGGACCGUGGGGCCCUGGCUGGCCUACCGACAGCAUUGUGGGCACAAAUACGGCGUGUUCUUGCUAAACGGGCCCGAAUGGCGCUAUGACCGAUUGCGGCUGAACCCAGACGUGCUGUCACCACAGGCUGUUGAGAAGUACAUCCCCAUGGUGGAUGGGGUGGCAAGGGACUUCUCAAAGGCCCUGAAAUCGAAGGUGCUGCAGAAUGCCCGGGGGAGUCUGACCCUGGAUGCCCGGCCCAGCAUCUUCCACUACACCAUAGAAGCCAGCAACUUAGCCCUUUUUGGAGAGCGGCUGGGCCUCCUUGGCCACAGCCCGAGCCCUGCCAGCCUGCACUUUAUCCGUGCUCUGGAGACCAUGUUCAAAUCCACCGUCCAGCUCAUGUUCAUGCCCAGGAGCCUGUCACGCUGGACAAGCACCAAGGCGUGGAAGGAGCACUUUGAGGCCUGGGACUACAUCUUCCAGUAUGCCAACAAUUCCAUCCAGAAAAUCUAUCAGGAGCUGGCCCUCGGCCACCCGCGACACUACAGUGGCAUCGUGGCGGAGCUGCUGCUGCGUGCAGACAUGAGCCUGGAUGCCAUCCGGGCCAAUUCUAUUGACCUCACUGCCGGGAGCGUGGACACGACGGCCUACCCCUUACUAAUGACCCUCUUUGAGCUGGCUCGGAACCCCAAAGUGCAGCAGGCCCUUCGCCAGGAGAGCCUGGUGGCCGAGGCCAGGAUCUCUGAAAAUCCCCGGAGGGCGACCACGGAGCUGCCCCUGCUGCGCGCGGCCCUCAAGGAGACCUUGAGGCUGUACCCGGUGGGUGUCUUCUUGGAGCGAGAGGUGAGCUCGGAUCUGGUGCUGCAGAACUACCACGUCCCGGCUGGGACAACAGUCAAGGUGCUGCUCUACUCCCUGGGUCGAAACCCUGCCGUGUUCGUGAGGCCCGAGCGCUAUCAUCCCCAGCGCUGGCUAGACAACAGGGCCUCCAGCACCAGGUUCCCCUACCUGGCCUUUGGCUUUGGCCUGCGCCAGUGCCUGGGGCGGCGCCUGGCGGAGGUGGAGAUGCUGCUUCUGCUGCACCACGUGCUGAAAAACUUCGUGGUGGAGACGCUAACGCAAGAGGAUGUGAAGAUGAUCUACCGGUUCAUAUUGAUGCCCUCCACACUCCCCCUCCUUACCUUCCGGGCCAUCAACUAG
Equus quagga is the source of this 1512-nucleotide messenger RNA. Its product is annotated as cytochrome P450 11B1, mitochondrial-like. Gene Ontology annotation, cellular component: mitochondrial inner membrane. The transcript is spliced from 9 exons. Gene Ontology annotation, molecular function: steroid 11-beta-monooxygenase activity; heme binding; iron ion binding. The coding region runs from base 1 to 1512 and encodes 503 amino acids. The record is from RefSeq and is a predicted model, not a curated record. Gene Ontology annotation, biological process: aldosterone biosynthetic process; cortisol metabolic process; cholesterol metabolic process. Lineage: Eukaryota; Metazoa; Chordata; Mammalia; Perissodactyla; Equidae.